Messenger RNA from Saprolegnia diclina VS20, 486 nucleotides. RefSeq lists its product as hypothetical. The record is from RefSeq and is a predicted model, not a curated record. The transcript has 3 exons. Bases 1 to 486 code for a protein of 161 amino acids. Lineage: Eukaryota; Oomycota; Saprolegniomycetes; Saprolegniales; Saprolegniaceae.
AUGCUACCUUAUUUGACCGCGCUUGAGAAUCUACACAUCGGGUAUGUCGACCUCGAGGACGUCUUCGCGCCUCGGCCUAUGAUGUCACGCUCGAUGCUGCGCACCUUACACGUCGAAGCCGUCGACCUGUGUGAUGCGAGUGUGGGCGCGUUGGUCGACUUUGCUACGCGGUCGAAGCAGCUCGAGCUUGUCGCGUGGGACAGCUGCGCGUACUUUGGCAAACACAAAGGGAGCGCUGCGCAAGUCCUUCGCGCCUGCAUUCUCGCGGGUGUCGCCAACGGACGGUUCAAAGGCUGCGACAUCGACACCGGCGGCAUCGGCCUCUCAAACAACACGUUUCGGCUUGGUGGUGUCCGUGCACUGCUCACGGCGAUCGCAACGUGCACCAAUGUGACGUACGCCGCACGUAAAAAAGCGAGAGCCGCCGGUGUCACAGUCGACAUAUCGGAUCGCGAGAUCUACAUUCGCAGCCGUACCUUGGCGUAG